Molecule: messenger RNA, 1293 nt
Organism: Exophiala dermatitidis NIH/UT8656
Lineage: Eukaryota; Fungi; Ascomycota; Eurotiomycetes; Chaetothyriales; Herpotrichiellaceae
Product: acyl-CoA dehydrogenase
Exons: 4
Coding region: 1-1293 (430 amino acids)
Molecular function (GO): flavin adenine dinucleotide binding; acyl-CoA dehydrogenase activity
Source: RefSeq, a predicted model, not a curated record
AUGGCUCAAACACCAAAUAUCGCCCCUUAUGCUGAGCCGUUAUGGAGCUCCCGCGGUUAUUCGCCUUACCACAACGAAACGCAUUUCCGCUUGAGAAAAGAGGUUCGGGAGUAUGUCGACAAUGAAAUCAUUCCCUACGCUGCAGAAUGGGAGAAGACCGGCCAUAUCCCUCAGGAGCAUAUCAAGAAAUUCGCCGAUAGGGGAUAUAUGGCAGCAUCAAUCUUCCCUCUAGCGGCGGAAUACCUAGGCUCUUUGCGCCUGCCUGGAGAUAUUGAUCCCAGUCAAUGGGAUGCAUUCCACGAUAUGGUGUUCAUGGACGAGAUUGCCCGAUGCGGCUACUUGGGCGUCAUCUGGGGACUGGCGUGUGGAAACAUCAUCGGCUUCCCGCCUGUCAUCAACUACGGAACACCGGAACAGAAGAGAAGAUUUGUCCCCGAUGUGCUGCAAGGAAAGACGCGGUUCUGUCUCGGAGUCACCGAGCCCGAUGCCGGAUCCGACGUGGCUGGCAUCACCACCACGGCCGUGCGAGAAGGAAACAUCUAUCGCGUUAACGGAAGCAAGAAGUGGAUCACCAACGGCAUUUUCGCCGACUAUGUCACUGCCGGAGUGCGAACUGGAGGACCUGGAGCCAAGGGCCUCUCUGUCCUCGUCAUCCCGCUCAAGGCAAAAGGCGUGACGUGCAAGAAGAUGGACAACUCUGGUGUAAAUGCUAGUGGUUCCACAUUCAUUGAACUGGACGACGUCGAAGUACCUGUUGAGAACCUCAUCGGCCGAGAAGGCCAAGGUUUUGAGAUUAUUACUUCCAAUUUCAACCAUGAAAGAAUAUGGCUGGCUUGCACCGCCCUGAGACUCGCUCGAUUGAGUGUUCGGGAUGCCUACUUGCACGCCAUCUCACGCGAGACUUUUGGAAAGAAGCUCAUCGACAAUCAGGUGAUUCGACAGAAGUUGGCUGUGUCAGGACGCAAGAUUGAAUCCACCGAAGCUCUUCUCGAACAGCUGGUAUACAUCAUUGACGCCGCCAAGAGGAAAGGUAACCAGCUUCCGCCGGGAAUUGGAGGUCUGGUCGCCAAUGCCAAGGUGCUUGCAGGCAAUACGCUGGAGAAGGUCAACAGAGAAUGCCAGCAGAUUAUGGGUGGUCAGGGAUAUAACAAGAACGGCAGAGGCGCACUGGUCGAACAGAUUAGUCGGGAUUUGCGAGUUUUGGUCGUCGGAGGAGGAAGUGAGGAAAUCUUGACUGACUUUGCUGUCAAGGAGGAAGCCAAACUGUGCAGGAAGACGGGAAGCAAAUUAUAG